This is a messenger RNA of Gongylonema pulchrum, 813 nucleotides long. The record is from the annotation of a GenBank genome assembly. NCBI's taxonomy places the organism in Eukaryota, Metazoa, Nematoda, Chromadorea, Rhabditida, Gongylonematidae.
CUGCAAAACGAUAAUUAUUUUUUUCCAGACGGCGGAGAAGAUGAAGAAAGUAGUGAAAGUACGGAUCGGAGCGCAGGAGGCGGUGGUGAUGGUAGCGGGAGAGCAGAAGAGGGAGAAAGUGGCGGUGCUGAUGAGGGAGGAUAUGAUGGAGGUGGAAGUACCAGAAGGAUUGGUGGAGGAAGCUUUGAAAGAAAAGCUGGUGCCGGUUUCGAUACAUUUGCCACUGUACGAGGCUCUGCUGGUGGUCAUGCUAAAAAAGUUUGCCCACCUGGACCACGUGGGCCACCUGGCACACCUGGAGAAAGAGGAGAAGAUGGCCUUGAUGGCUUGCCUGGAACACCAGGUCCAGAAGGUACAUAUGAAAGUCCAAAAAUAGGCCCCUGCGCACCGUGCCCUGCAGGUCGACCGGGAUUUCCAGGAUAUAAAGGAAAACGAGGGCCGCGUGGUACAACCGGUGAGAAAGGAGCUCCAGGAACUCCAGGUAAAGAUGGAGAACCUGGCGAAGAAGGACCGGAAGGCGAUUUUGGACCAGCAGGUCCUCAAGGUCCAGCCGGUCAACCAGGGUUGUCUGGUGAAGACAGCUUUGGGUAUGCGCGUGGUGCGCCGGGACCAAAAGGAGACACAGGGCCACAAGGGCCAGAGGGCGAUCAAGGACCUCCUGGAGAAAGAGGGGAUAAGGGCGAAUCAGGGUUGCCUGGUGAAGCAGGACGUCCUGGACCGCCAGGAGAAGAGGGAAGCACAGGCAAUACUGGAACACCGGGGAAACACGGAGCUGCUGGUCAGAGUUACAGUUUUAUUCUGACUCUCAAAUGA